UUUUAAACUUUCGUUUUCUCAUACUACUACAAGCAGGUGGUACAGGAAACGCCUUCAAUUUGCGUAGAAAUUUCAAAAUACGGCUAAAACAUUAAAAUAACUGUGAUGUCAUAUUGUGAUUGAAUUACACCCAUAUUUAUUAUAAAUAAUUAUUAAUAAGUAGUGAACAUCAUAAUUUAACUAAUUUUAAUAAAAUAAAAAUACACCUACACCAUGGCAGAUCCUGGAUACGCCGGAGGACGACACACAACACAAACUACAAUCCAGACGACUAGCGUUCAAACAAAUAUUCGAUAUGAUCAAACAUAUAUUAGAACAAUUCCGGGUGCAUUGAAAAUUGCACAAAUUGUACUGAAUUUACUAGGAUUCAUUUGUAUACAAUGUUCAAAAUUUAGCAAUUAUGCAACUGGUAGUUUUUUUAAUACAGUUGCGAUGACUGCAUUUUGGAUAACUGGAAUCUUACUUGCAUUUUACUUAUUUCAUGUUAUUGAAAAAUUCUUCAAAAUACCAUGGCUGAAAUUGGAAUUUUUCUAUUGUACAAUUUGGACUCUUUUAUACUUAAUUGCAGCUAUUUUUGCAGCAUCUUUUGGAAGUGAUGCAUAUGUUGCUGCAGCAUUUUUCGGUUUUUGUGCAAUGGUAGUAUAUGGAUACGACGCAUGGUUAAAGUGGCAAGGUGUUCAAGCUGGUGAAUUAGCGCAAGGUGAACGUGUUAUUAGUAAACAAACGACGACAGCAGUAAAUUCUCCAGCUUAUUAAAGCAUUUAAAUCUUUGAAAGUUUGUACCAAAUAUUAGCCCAGUUGCCUGGUAAGUUUUGUUGAUUUUUUUUGCGAAUGGCUGAAAGUACUUUUCUAAGGGGUUAUUUUGUACGCUGAUCAUGAAUUUUUAGGUCAUUUUGCUCCCCAAGGUGGGAAAAAAAAGAUAAGGCUAUUUUUAAGAGCGAAAUUUGAAUUAAAUAUGGAAAUUUCGGUUUUCGUAAGUCUAAUAUUUAUCGUCUCUUUGGAAGCUAGCAUUUUUUAGGGGAUUUCCAUUUGUCCAUUAAGGAUAAUAAAAAAAAAGAAACAAAAAAUAAUAUUAUGGAAAUUACAGUACACAGAAAUAAUAUGAUUAACAAUCAAAAUUUUAAAAAAUUGGUGUAUACUUUGUUUGGAACACUUUUUAAAUAUAUGUUUUCACUACACAACAACAAAACACAAAAUGUACAAAUCUACCGCUCUGAUUUUAGAUGAGAGAAAAUAAAUCAACCGGCGGAUUAAAUGAGAUAAAAUAAUCGAGCCGUUAGCUACUCUAACAACAUGUAAAAUUUGGCCAAUAUAAAAAAAUUCUAACCUCAAAACUUACCACUUUUGCGAGGCCCGAAUUUUUCAUAGUUAGCUCAGAAGUCGAGGUAUUGACCAAAACUACAAUGGAUGAUUCAAGAAAACUGAAUUUUCGCUCUUAAAAAUGGCCAUAUACUUUUCCUCACCUCAAGCAAGGGGAACAAAAUGACCCAAAAAACCCCGUAGAAAAGUACUUAAAAGUAAGCCAUACGCAAUUUUUUCGAAACGCCUUCGAUUUUGACUACUAUGCGACUGGCUUAUAUGUACAAAAUAGUUGUUCUUUAUUUUUAUUAUUUAAAAAAAAAAAAAAAAUUAGCUUUAAUUUUUUUA
Messenger RNA from Chrysoperla carnea, 1647 nucleotides. RefSeq names its product CKLF-like MARVEL transmembrane domain-containing protein 7. The transcript has 4 exons. NCBI's taxonomy places the organism in Eukaryota, Metazoa, Arthropoda, Insecta, Neuroptera, Chrysopidae. Bases 214 to 756 code for a protein of 180 amino acids. The record is from RefSeq and is a predicted model, not a curated record. Gene Ontology annotation, cellular component: membrane.